AUGGAUCCGCAAGCCGCAAUGCACGCUGCCCAGCAGCAGGCAGCCCACCAAGCCCAGCAAGCUCAGCAACAAGCCCAACUUGCCGGUCAAGGUCAGACCGGAGCAGAAGCAGGCGCACCGACCGGAGCGGGUCCAGAUGUUCAGAUGCACCAGAUUGGAGCGAGUGAUGGUGUGCAGCAAGGACAGCCCCAGGUAGUUCUCGCAGAUCCGAGUCAGGUUGCUGCAUUGAUCCAAGCGGCCAGCCAGGCAGCACAUAGUGCAGCACAGGCGGUGCAACAAAUGUCCUCCGCUACGCAGCGUGCUGCAAGCGACAGGCAGUUUGCUGGCUACAGUGAUGCAUCAAAGGUGUUGCGUUAUCCUGAAGGUUUUGGGGGAAAUGAUUCACAUGAGAGUGACGUUGCCAAAUGGCAAGAGUUCGCUCAUUCCUUCAAAUCAUGGCUUAUCUAUGCAGAACCUGAAUACGGUGAGGAGCUUGCCACCAUAGAGACCAGUCCGCAUGUGGUGGUGACCAUCGCUGACAUGGUUGAGUCAACCAAGCCCCGUGCCCGACGCCUUUACGCGAUCCUUUCAGGGUUGCUCAAGGGUCGCCCGCUUGUCAUGUUAAGAUCCAUACCUGAGCAGAACGGCUUCGAGCUGUGGAGGCAGCUGCAGUCGGUAUACGGUGGCAAACAUGGUAAGUAUGGUAAGCACGGCAAGUAUGGGGAUGGUAAAAAUGGCAAAAAGGGCAGAGGCAGCAAAGGUGGCAGGGGUCAAUGGGGUGCAGGCAAACGAGGCGCGCAAGCCUACACCAUGGAUGACGAUGAUCGAGUGAAUCUCACGAUUUAUGACCUUUCAGAGGGUGAUCUUGAGUCCGGAAUGCAAGAUGAGGUGGCAGCAGGCUACUGGCCCGAUGAUUGUGCAAUUCGCAUGUUGACGUGUCAGCAUCAGCAUGUGCGAGAAGUGCCUGAGGUGUUGCAGUCAGGGAAUGUGGACAUCAUACUGGACUCUGGAGCAGAUGUCUCUGCUCUUCCCUUGUCCUUCGCAAAUGCAGGAGUGUCCGAUCCCCAUGCCCGAUCCGUCCAGUACACUGAUGCACAGGGUCAUCCCCUACGCGUGCAAGACACGAGGAUUGCUGAAGUCACCAUAGGACCACUGAAGUUCUACGAGAGGUUCGUGGUGUCAGGGGUUACCAGUCCUUUGGUUUGCCUAGGGAAGCUUGCGAAGGCUGGAUGGUUCGUGAAGCCUGAGAGUGAAGGCAUUUGCUUGACGGAUGCAAGUACGAGCAUUCCGAUUGGGUACAGGCAUCAGUCGUUCUGUGCACAAGGUUCCAUCCGCUUGCUGAGUCAGAGCGAGGCGAAAGGCUUGAGUUGCAAGGCCACCGGUGGAGCCAUGAAUCGUGUUCGAGGCUCAAUGCGAGGCAUGCCUAGUGGAGAAGGUGUUGCACUGUGUGAUCCCCAGGGAUCAAGCUCCACUCAGUCCCCGUGCUUCAGGACACCAGCAGGUGUUGAAAUACCCAAUGGAGGAGGUGUUGCAGUGUGUGAUCCGCAGGGAUCAAGCUCCACUCAGUCCGUCUGCCCUAUUUCCAAUACAACUGACAUCACCGUGUGUGCAUCAGGUCCAAGCAUUCGUGCAGUUGAGGUCACAUUGCAGGAGGGCCUCACAUCAAUGGAUGCAAGGCGGGGAUGGACUCGUGUUGGCCCUGAGUGCUACGUACUGAAGUCGCAUGCCAAUAAUUUCGUUGACACCACACUGGCCCCGUUCACUGAAGUGCUUUGGAAGCGUACAACCUUGUGUGAGAGAGCAGGCAAGUGGUUUCUUGAAGAAUACGCAGAAGAUGUGGGAUCGUUAGCUGCUAAUGGGGGUCUGGCUGGGCCAGUUUCUGACCCGCGCACGGUGCGCAGCAUGCUAACGUUCGCCUACAAUGAUGCAUCACUCACUUUGAGUCAGCUUGGAUUUGACACGGUGCAAGCUGAAGCGUCUGAUGGUCAGAUCGCACCUGAGGGUGAUGCGCAUGAUGUCCCGAUGGAUCCGGAACAUGCUGAGGCGCCAGUUGAGGAUCGUGCAGUUGGAUUGCCGCCAGACACGUUGCUGAUCGAGGGUGUUCAAGUGGACAGCAACUCAUCCUUGAUUGUUCUGCGUGCAGCCUGUGAGAGCCUGGGGCUCAGUAAGACAGGUAACAGGGGACAAUGCUGGAAGCGGCUCUGCAAUCAUGUGCAUAGCCAGGAUCUAUUGCUAGACAAGCAUGUUGAGCACAAUUUGUCAACAUCCCGUGAGCGCAAUGCAUCAGCCCCGACUGCGCCACAUGAACCGUCUGCGUCAGAGCGAGAUCAACACUCGCUCACUCAUGAGCCAUAUCAGCCUUGGUGUGAAGUUUGCUUGAAGCAUCGUGCAAGGCAGGAUGCCCAUGUGACAGGCAACCAUUCGAAUGCCCCGAAUGCAGUGGUGAGCUUUGAUUUUGGAUACCUGAGCCGGAAGGGCGACAAUGUCCUCAGCAGUGUGCCUGACGAUGGUGAGUCAAAGCUCACCGUGCUGUUUGGGCAGGACCGUGCUAGCAAGGCUGUGUUUGCGGUUCCCACACCCAAGAAGGGAGGAUCAUCUUUGUCCUUCUUGGUUACCGAGGCGGCUCGCUUCGUGUGUUGGCUGGGCCACAGUGAUGUGCGGAUUAGAUCCGACAACGAACCUGCGAUGCUGAGCUUCGUUCACCACUUGCAGAAAGCCCUCAGAGGUUUGAACAUUGGCGUAUCCGAUGAAACGAGCCCCAUUGAAAGUCACCAAAGCAAUGGAGCCGUUGAGCAAGCAUUGAAGCAAGUGCGUCAGACUGCAUGUGUGCUUGUGUCACAGCUUGAAGAGGGUGCAGGAGUUGGCGAAGUCUUCAAGGUUGCCCAUCCGAUCUUCCAGUGGAGUGUUGUGCAUGCCUGUUGGGUCAUGAAUCGGUUCAGAGUGAUCCAGAACCAAACGGCUUUUGAGCAUGUGACUUCAGGCACGUACAAAGGGAAGAUAUGCAAGUAUGGCGAGCAAGUGUACGGAUAUCUUCAGUCAGAUGCCAAAGCUUCCGCACGAUGGGUCAAAGGAGUGUGGCUUGGAAAGUCAAGCCGAAACGACGUCCACAUCAUCGGCACAUCGCAAGGCGUGUAUGUGACCCGGAGCGUUCGCAGGCUCAGUCCUAAGGACCAUUGGAACGUUGAGCUUGCGUCAAGUGUUGAGACAGACGUCUGGGAGCAUGGGUUGAGUAGCUUGGGUUCUAGGUUAGUGCUUGCAAAGAGGAUUGCACCUCCAGUGCCCGAGCAAAUUGCCUUGCCUGAUGCCAUUGCCCCCGUUCCAAUCGUCCCAGCAUCGCCACAGGAUGUCGCAGCAUCUGAUCCCACCAGCUCAUCAGCGGCUUCAACGGUUGGAGCGAGUGAUGUGACCAUGGAUUCAUUCGCCACGGCCGUAGCGCAUUCCCAUGCGCCAAGCAUGCGUGAUGGUGUGAAUGAAGUGGUGCCGGGAAACCUGGAGCCAUCGCCGCCAGCCCAUGGCGGGGUAGUGUCAAGGUUGAUAUGCUUGCCCGACUUGCCCUCUGUGUGCCGCGUUGCUGACCAACCCUGGUCAGAUGGUCAAAAGAACAUGGUGUAUGAGCAUGAGGAUGAGAGCCCUGAGCUGUGUUUUGAUGAAGACAUCAUCGAAUCCUUGGAGGAGGCUGAGUUCGCCGAUGAGCCACAGGAUGAUGCGUCAGUUGAACUGAGUGAGCUAGAGCAAAAGCUCAUAUUUCCACGAGAAAGUGACGACGAGCCGAGCAUGUUGCCAGAUGAGCUCGCAGCAUUGGAUGCAGUUGCUGAAACCGUGGAGAUACUGAGGUUGCAGAAGCUUGGUGUUCUCUUGAACCCUGAGUGCCUGGGGCACUUGCCGCAUGAUCAAGUGAAAAGGCUCUCGACCCGCAUGGUGUAUGACUGGAGAGCAAAGCAGGUUGAGGGUGCAAAAGUGUGGUUGAGGCGUGCCCGCUAUGUAGCCCGAGAGUAUGCCUGGCUUUCGGAAAGGUCCGACACCUUUGCACCUGCUUCAAGUUCCAUGUUGCAUAGGUUGUUGCCAAUCUUGUUUGCCACAAGUGAUCGGCCGGGGAAGUGUUUGGUAGCCAUAGACAUAUCAGAUGCGUUUUUAACGGUGGAUCAAGUAACACCUACGCUGGUGACGCAUCGUGCCCCCGACGGUACCGAAACCGUCUACGCCUUGGGAAAGGUGCUACCCGGUCAACAGGACGGCAGCGAGAGGUGGUACACUGACUUCACGAAGUUCCUAGAAAGCCAAUUGGGGAUUGAGGCGUGUGAAGCGUAUCCCACCUUGUUGCGAAGUCCCAAUCUGGAGAGCGUGUUGCAAGUGCACGUAGACGAUGUGCUGGCGUUCACUGACACCGUGUAUGCAGAGAAAGUUCUGAAGCCUGCCUUGUUGAGCAAGUACAAGAUCAAGUUCGAGAUGUUGUGCGAUCCUGGGGAUUGCAUUGAAUUCUUGAAGCGGAAGUUGCAUCUGAUCGGGCCGGAUCAGUUGCUGAUCACACCGCAUCCCAAGUAUCUUGAACGCCUGUGUGAGUUGCUGCAAAUUCGCACUCAAGCCAUCAAGAAGACACCCAUGUUGCCAGAUCUUGAAAAGCUGGAUCCCACGCCAGUCCUGGAUCCAGUCAGCACGAAAGUCUACAGGAGUGCCGUGGGAAUACUCUUGUAUCUCGCCCAUGAUCUGGCAGAAUGCCAGUGCACGAUAAACAUGUUGGCUUCGAAGAUGUCGUGCCCGACACAAAUGAGCAUGAAAGGCUUGCGUCACCUUGUGUUGUACAUGCAGGGAACAUGCAAUGAAGGCAUCAUGCUGAGCAAGAAGGAGCAUGGUGUUGGCUUGAUCGGGGAGCAGCAUGGUGUUGCGCCUCUUCUUGAGUCGUUCUCAGAUGCCAAUUGCAAGCAACCAGGUGACACGCAAGUCGAUAUCAUCAGGGGUCCUGGCAGUCAACGGAAAUGUCUUGAGCACCAGCUCCAGGCCGGAGCAUAUGUCGGUGAAAGCGAGUAUGCCGACCACAUCCAGCGUGACGCAGCACGAAUGGCAGUGCGUAGGAUCAAGCAGUCUGGUGGGUCAGGUGUCUCCAAGCAGAUGAUUCGCCAGAUAGUCAUCGCCACAUUGUGCAUCGAGCAUGCAGCGGCUGCAUGUGAGUCAGACGUCUUGGGCCCAUGCCAUGGUACGACCCGGAUGAGUUUGAUGGUUUUUGUGGUGACAGCAGUGGCUGUUGCAUGCAGUCUGCAAGGCUGCUACAGCCGUGAGCAGUUCGCGUCAUUGUGGAUUACCAUCAACGUGCCCCAAAUCCUUUUGAGUGCAAUUUUCUUGCUGAUUAAUAGGCUUUUGGGUAUUGUCCUUGAUACCGAUGCUUUUACUUGCCUGGUGCAGCGCGUGACCUCAAUCGCUCAGCCUGAGUCUGAACCCACAAGCCCGAGUGGUUCAAUGCCCAGUCUUGAAACAGUGUCGUCAGAGGAAGAAGAUAUUGCAGAUGCUCAUGAUGAGAAUGGUUCAGAGCACAGCCAAGAGCCAGCCGCGCUCCGUGCGUUUGAACCAGAGCCCCUGGAUGGAGACUUCGAGGGAGUCGAGACCGAACCUGCUAUGCUGGCAGGAGAUAUCGAGGACAUCGUGAUUCCGGACGAUCAGAUGGAGCUGCAAGUCGUUGUGCAUUUGCCCGCGUUCCUACGAUUAGAAGGUGGCAUGGUGUGGUAUGUAGCACCAAUUAGUGGCCCGUCACCAUGCGACGCGCUCUGCCGGCAUGCCUCCCUGUAUUUCCGACUUCCUCCCCUGGUCGAUGCUGUUUCACUGUCAACGUGUUCGGCGGCUGAAAGUGUGCCUUACCGGAGUGCCUGGAGUUUUAAGCACUGUUUGGUGGGUGGUCGCCGGGAGUGCCUGGAGUUUCAAGCACUGUUUAGUGGGUGGUCGCUGGGUCUCCUGACGAUCUGGGGCCUAGUGGGCCUGACGCCGGGCGUGCUAUCCCUGGUCCUCGAUAAGCGGUUGGCGCUUUUCGGGUCCACUUGUCCAAAUGUCCAUUUGUCCAAGUGCCUGGAGUGGAUGUUGUGGGUCAUGCUUGGCCCCAGAGUGAUUCCUUGGCUUGUCGUGCACGAGGACCCAUGCUUUGAGAUUGUUGACACGACUUGGGACCCGCACGCUGCUGGAGUCAAUAAAUCGAGUGAUGUGGUCUGGGACAUGGGCAGCAUGAAUGUUCUGGCGCACGUGGUGGCAGCCAGAGGUCUUGUCACGCGGGAGUACCUUGCUGCCUGCGUGCCGCAGGUGCGGUAUAAGGAUGGUACCGAGCAGGUCUAUCGCGAUGCAGAUUGGAGAUCUCUUGAGGAUCCGGAUGCUGCAUUGUCUGGUGAUUGGACGGGCACCACUGAGUGUGCAUUGUAUCCGGCUAGCGGACAGCUAGAAGCCGGCGCGAAACGCACGCGCGAACGCACGCGUCCGCAAGAUGCAUUGCCUUCUUCGCCCCGCGAGAGUGUUCCGAGCCGAGGGACCGAGAAAGCAUCAAAGAAAGUUCGCAUUGUCUCGAAACAGCCGGAGAAACCGCAAUCCGCGACUCGUCCUGCCCCUGCGACAUUGGAACAAGUGUCUCGCGGAGUGCAUUGCUUGGAAGGGGCUGCUUGUCCUUACAAAGUUCAUGCCACGUACUUCCGCCAGCCUGCCGGGUACAAAGCGGGGACCCUGUUGCUGACGGCCGUGGGAGAUCACAGUACCCACGACGGGUGCGCUCGAAGCGGAAAGAUUUUCACCCCCGAGCAAGACAGUGUUGCUCAAACUUUCUUGCGCGCCGGUGGCCGCUGUCCCAAGCUUCUGCUGCGCAAGUUGCAGGACGAGCUCUCACAGUGGAACCGGGUGCCUGAAGCCGUGACGGACUUGUAUACAUUCGCAGAUCACAUUCGCUUGGACCCGCUGGAGAUAUUUGUGCCGUUUGCUUGCCAAGGUAUGUCGCAAGUCAUGAAGCGGUGGUGCGGUUCCGAGGUGUGCUUGGUUGUGGAUGUCAAAAUGAAAGUUCUGGAGCGUGGUCGAGGCAUUGCAACUGCAAGUUUGCUCACCAAGACAGGCCUGCGGAACACCCGGUUGGGAGAAGGUCGCAAACAGGGCAAGGCCUGCGCGUCACGACCCUUUCCUCUCCUGCAGGCCAUUGUGGGCUCCGAGUCGCAUGAAGUCAUCUCAUCCUUCUUCAACCUUCUGUGUACUGUGUGGGAUACGCAUGCAACGCAUUGCGUGCCACUGCGGGACCAUGUGGUGCAAGUCCACAAAGAUUUUGCGCCAGGCUUAGAGUCUGCGCGUAAAGCCUGUUUCCCUUGCAGUCGCCCGUGUGAUGACUAUUAUCACUUUAGGCAGAAGCACCUUGAGCUCGACAGUCGUUUGUCGCACACUGCGUUGGUAGCAGGCAGAUUUCAGAAGGCUCAUCUUGGGUGGCUGCAAGCCGUUUUAGGAUCCCUGCGGCUUCUACCUCGCGCCUCCGUCUUUGACGCCUGCUGGCGAGGACUGCUAGCCCGUCUCACAUCCAUGGGCGAAUGCACUGUGGCUGCGUACUUGGACAACACGUACACCGCUGCAGUGCCACAGGCUCUCUUGCGCCACGAGCACGAAUACUUGCCACAUCAUCGGUUUGCAGGUUGGUGGGUCGGAUGUCGGGGCAUUGUUUCGGGCACUGGCUGCGGCAGUAACCCUGCAGAAGCCAUUCACAGUGCAUGGCAGUCGAAACUCGAGUCCGUGGGUGGGCGUGCACCGUUGGGUGAAGUCCUUGGAGUAAUGCAAAACCUGUAUGCUGACCAUUGGUUAGACUCCUUUGAUUGGAACUCCGACACUGCGCUGCACUUGCAAAGCGUGGAUGUUGAUCCCACACAUCUGCACGGUGUGCAGACUCUCAGUGCCGUUCACCGUUCCGCCGCGACGGAGCUGUUUCGUAGCCACUCUGAGCUCAGCCCUUCCUUCCAUAUUUACGACAUUGAAACGGAUGCUCUGUCCGUUGUCGCAGUUCGUAUGUUUUGUUAUGCUCCCGUACUCGCUGAGGACAUGGCGCAGCUUGGUGUGCAGCUUCUAGUCUGCUCGCCUCACCAGGUGAAGCAUUUUUUGCAAGAGGCUGGUGUCCUGCGCUGUGCAGGGGCAGCUUCGGAGUGGGAGUUUCAAUAUGGUCCGUGCAAGAAGCUCUUUGACAAUAUCGCUUACGUGACCGUUGAGCCUGCGCGGCUAUCUUGCACGUGUUUGCCUUAUGCUCUGUGGGGCGGCUGCGAGCACAUCCUGCUUUGUCGUGGGCUGACGUUCUCGCACCGUAAGGCCGAUCUCGGCUUGGAGAAUGUGCGUAUCAGCAAGCCUCGUGGCCGCCCUCCCGGCGUGGCGGUCGAAGUGGCUGGCAACGUGCCCAGCAACCUGCCGCCUCUGCGCGAAGCAACGGUCGGGUUAUGGGAGGAGUGCCGCCCGAAGCUUCACGUCGCGGCCUUGGCUUUAUGUCCUGCUGACGUUGGUGCAAUUGGACGUGGAUUAGGCAGCUCGGCAAGCAAGGUCGAGGUCCAGGAACCUAUUGCUUUUGGUAGAACUGGCUUCCGGCAGCGGAAGACCGUUCAGACGCAUGCUGCGACGGUGGAGAUGCAAACGCACCUCUUGCAGAUGGUCAAGGCAGUGGACUUAAUUUCGUUCUCAGAUGUGAUGCCAAGUGGGAGGAUGUACGUGCAGCGCACCUGGAUGCGUCUCUUUGCCGAGCUCUUCCCGAGGGAUGGUUUUUUGGAAAACUUGCGCAGACACCCAGAACCUCGCAAUAUUGAGGACGUCGGCCCCUAUGAGCGCACUGAAGGGCGGGUGCAGAAAGUCAUCCCAGUUUCCAACGGGGCCGCUUUCUUGGUCUUGAUAGAGUUUCGUCUGGACAAAGAUGGGCCCCUACUCGGUCUUAGCGGAAUCAUAGACAGCUCCGAAGCCAUUGUGCGUGGUGAUCUGGCUUCUUUUUCGAUUGGCUGGCGGCGGGAUCGAGGCACGUGGGUACGCACGGCCGUCGCGAUUUCAAAGCAGCCGGACGUCUGA
Molecule: messenger RNA, 9009 nt
Organism: Symbiodinium natans
Lineage: Eukaryota; Dinophyceae; Suessiales; Symbiodiniaceae
Source: the annotation of a GenBank genome assembly